Messenger RNA from Emiliania huxleyi CCMP1516, 936 nucleotides. RefSeq lists its product as hypothetical. The record is from RefSeq and is a predicted model, not a curated record. NCBI's taxonomy places the organism in Eukaryota, Haptophyta, Isochrysidales, Noelaerhabdaceae. The transcript has 4 exons. The coding region runs from base 1 to 936 and encodes 311 amino acids.
AUGGGCGACAUCGUGCGCGCCGGCUGGGUCACCAAGGAGUCGCGGCACUGGGGACGGUGGCGGCUGCGCUGGCUCGAGCUGGUGUACGAGGAGGGGACGAGCGUUCCAAACCUGUGCUCCUACAAGGCGGCGCGCAUGCAGUGGCCGGAGGAGCCGCCCCGGCCGACUGAGCGGCUUCCUCUGGUGGGCGCGACGUGCUUCCCGUGCCCUGACGACGGCACCAUGGCCGCCGGUCGGCCGCACGCCUUCGCCCUCAACCUCCGCGGGCGAGACUUUGUAUUUGCGACCGAGACGGCCGACGAGGCGGUCGAGUGGGUGCGCUCGCUCUCGCUCGCCAUCGCGGAGCUCGCUCUGCGCCUCGGCGGCGUCGAGCCGUCGAGCAUGCUCGCGGGCGGCAAUUCGGAGCUGAGGGGCUACAUUGCGGCGCUGCACGGGUCCCUCGACGCGGUCGCGCUCGGGCAGGUGAACCGCGGCAUCGAGGAGCUGCUGCAGCGGAAGGGCGAGCUGGAGGCGGAGCUCGAGGCGGCGAGAGAGGCGCGCGCCGUGGCUGCGGCGGCGUCUCCGCGGUUGGGCCCCUCUUCGCCGCGCGCCUCGCCGGGGGAGAUCUCGAUCUCGCCGGCGGAGAUCUCGACCUCGCCGGGGGAGAUCUCGAUCUCGCCGGGGGAGAUCUCGACCUCGCCGGCGGAGAUCUCGACCUCGCCGGCGCCACUUCGCGCUCGCGAGCUAGCGGCUGCGGAGACGGAGGUGGCGGAGCUCGAGUGUGAUUGCUGCGACCAAGCGCAGCAGAUCGCUUGCCGCGUCACCGCUGACGGCCGCGAGAGUGACGACAGCGACCGCCAGUACGAGCCCUUCCGAGGCUCGAUGGCGCGCCACUCCUCUCGGCUCUCCACCGGCUCGUCCACCGCGGACUUGCCGGCGGCGGAGGCGUCGACCUGA